Molecule: messenger RNA, 1190 nt
Organism: Dipodomys ordii (Ord's kangaroo rat)
Lineage: Eukaryota; Metazoa; Chordata; Mammalia; Rodentia; Heteromyidae
Gene: Zbtb42
Product: zinc finger and BTB domain containing 42
Exons: 1
Biological process (GO): regulation of transcription by RNA polymerase II
Cellular component (GO): nucleus
Molecular function (GO): RNA polymerase II cis-regulatory region sequence-specific DNA binding; protein binding; DNA-binding transcription factor activity, RNA polymerase II-specific
Source: RefSeq, a predicted model, not a curated record
CUGCUGUGCGACUGCACCGUGCUGGUGGGCGCCGCGCGCUUCCCCGCGCACCGCGCCGUGCUGGCCGCCUGCAGCGUCUACUUCCACCUCUUCUACCGCCACCGGCCCGGCCGCCGCACCGUGCGGCUCGACGGCCACAUCGUCACGGCGCCCGCCUUCGGCCGCCUGCUGGACUUCAUGUACGAGGGCCGGCUGGACCUGCGCAGCCUGCCGCUGGAGGACGUGCUGGCCGCCGCCAGCUACCUGCACAUGUACGACGUCGUCCGGGUCUGCAAGGGCCGGCUGCGGGAGGACGCCCGGGGCCCCGCCGCCCCCUGCCCGGCCGCCCGCAAAGCCGAGCUCCCGCCCGCAGGGGUCCGGGCCGCCCUGGCUCUGCGGGCCUCGGGGCCUCCUCCGCGGCAGAGCCCUGGAGAGUCGUCCGGGGCCCUGGACCUGUCCCUGAAGCCCGGCCCUAGGCCAGAGCCCGGCAGCCCGCCCCACCCGGGACCGGAGCCCGGCCCCCAGCCCUGCGUCCUCCGGACGGCCGUCCGCAGCCAGGGGCAGCCAGGGGCCCCGCCGCCAAUGAAAGAGGAGCCAGACUCGACGUCUGAACGGGAGGAUAACGGCAGCCCCCGGGGCCCCCCAGUCUGUGCCCCUGCGGAGCGGGCCGCGGACGCCGAGUCGCUGCCCGUCUGUGAAGCUGGCAACCAGCAGCUGGGGCUAGACGCAGAGCCUGCGGCGGGCGUGGAGGAGGUGGGUCCCCGCGGGCACCUCUGCAUCUGCCCGCUGUGCUGCAAGCUGUUUCCCAGCGCCCACGCCCUGCAGCUGCAUCUCAGCGCCCACUUCCGAGAACGGGACGGGGCCCGGGCCCGGCCGGCUCCCGAUGGCACCGUGCCCACGUGCCCUCUCUGCAGCAAGACCUUCUCCUGCACGUACACGCUGAAGAGGCACGAGCGGACGCACUCGGGGGAGAAGCCCUACACCUGCGUGCAGUGCGGCAAGGCCUUCCAGUACUCGCACAACCUGAGCCGGCACGCCGUGGUGCACACGCGGGAGAAGCCGCACGCCUGCCGCUGGUGCGAGCGCCGGUUCACGCAGUCCGGGGACCUGUACCGCCACGUCCGCAAGUUCCACUACGGCCUGGUCAAGAGUCUGCUGCUGUGACGGUCCCCUGCAUGCCUGGGGGAGGGCUGGGGGAGGGCAGGGGGAGG